Messenger RNA from Malaclemys terrapin pileata, 2004 nucleotides. RefSeq names its product C-type lectin domain family 2 member D-like. The record is from RefSeq and is a predicted model, not a curated record. The coding region runs from base 646 to 1248 and encodes 200 amino acids. NCBI's taxonomy places the organism in Eukaryota, Metazoa, Chordata, Testudines, Emydidae. The transcript is spliced from 6 exons.
ACAGGGGCCACAGUCAGGGCACCGGGGCCCCUUCUGAUUGUGGGCCUGGCCCCAGUGGCGCCAUUGUAAACCUGGUGCUGGACACACCCCCUCUCACUGGCAUCUCUCAUUGGCUAGUUCAGGCGAGGAGACCCCCUAGCCGGCUGGCUAUUGUGGAUACCAGGUGCCUAUCUCUCCCCAUUCACCUAGGACCACAUGGCAUAAAAAAGUGGCCAGGCCAUUAACAUCUUUUGUGCAGCUAUUCUGCAGCUGAAAGGAACCUUAGAAAGGUUCAUCUGCCCCUGGGAGAGGGAUUUAACCCAUCACAAUUAUCUGAGUUUGCUGUGUCCUCUUUCUAUGAAGACUUUCUUCUUGCAUGCUCAUGUACAAGUGACUCACCAUUGCCAUAACAACGGCCAAUAAAAACCUCCUGACAUGCCUUGAUGCUGUGAUUGGAUGAAAUUCAUCUGGUGGUUUUCUUGAUAUGUUCGUGUUCUGACUCCCAGCUGGUCUUGGGAAUGUCGCUCUCAAUUGGAAGAGUUUAGGACAGUUACCCUGUGGGGGUGACACUGACGCUUUUUUGGGCCCUUCACACUCCUCUCUGCUGAGCAGCUCUGAGCUCCCAGCAAGUCGAUACUGAUUGCAGCCAGAAGAUACAGGAAAACAAUGUGCCCCACUUGCUACAUGGAUCAAUCAGAGAAUGGAGGAGAGACAGCUAAGGCACUUCCUAACCCUGCAGGCUCACAGACAAAAACCAGACCAGAUGAAUCUCACUUCUGGCUUUUCCGUAUCCUCCGGAAAUACAGAUUAAUCACGGUCCUGUUUCUGGUUUUUCUCAUUAUUGCUAUUAUUGUUUUGGCAGUGGUUAGCAGUAGGCCCUGCCCAAAUCAUGCCCCUACCACAUGUCCAGUCGAUUGGAUUGGGUCCCAAGGGAAAACAUACCCAUGGAAAUGCUACUAUUUCUCAAAAGUCGAUGGGGAUUGGAACACCAGCCAGAGAAACUGCUCUUUGCUCGGUGCCUCCCUGGCUACAGUUGACACCCGGGAGGAAAAGGAGUUUAUGCUGCACUAUAAGGGACGCUCAGAAACCUGGAUUGGCCUUACCAGGGAACAAGCAGACAAGCCCUGGAAAUGGGUAAAUGACACCCCAUUCAAUGACCAGUUUCCAAUAAGGGGAGGAGGUGAAUGCGCGUAUCUGAACGACGACAAAGGUAUCAGCAGCUCAAGGUGCAGCACAGGGAGACGCUGGGUCUGCAGCAGGCCAGCCUGAUGCACAAAGCCACGGCAAAAGGCAAUGCAAGGCCUUUGGAAUGAGGGAGAAUGAUUAGUCAUCAUUUGGCUUUCUGAACUGGAGAUAUUGAUCACUGUCGACUCACUGAGGACUGGUUCAAACCUGUGUUUCGAUGGAAAACUGGGCUGGGAAAUGUAGUUCUCAUAGAUUCUGAGGCCAGAAGGGACCACUGUGAUCCCCACUCCUAGAUGGGAGACUGCGGUGCAUUGUGGGAGACAUAGUCUGACCGAGAGGCCUGGCAUGUAGAGGAGAAUGGGAGCAUGAGGAAACAGAACUACAUCUCCCAUGAGGUACCACAGCAACAUUUCCAAAUCAAAAUAUUUCAGUUUUGGCUAAAAAAAUGGAAGUUUUCUACACAAACCCCCUCCCCUAUAUUCUGACCAGCUCUGGUCUCAACUAAUGUUCCAAAGUGUCAGCAUUAGGGCCUUCAGUAACGUAAAAGUUAUUUUUCUGAAUAUUAAUAUAGUUUUCCAUAUGACCAGCUACAAAACCCAUCAAAGAAAACACUAUGUUCUUCCCUUCCUCUUGAAGCAAUACCUCUCCUACCGGCUUCUCAACCUGGAUGUGGCAAACAAGCUGUUACCAAAGGGCUGUAAUCACGCUGCCUUUCCUGUAGUGUUCAAUGAGAAGUCGGUCUUGAUGUGGAAAAGAUUGAGACCCCUUGAUCUACCCACUGCAUGAACAAUUCACGAACAGGCAUUCUCUUCUGAGUCAAUAAAGGAAAUGGGAGAGACA